AUGUGCGAUUCUAGCCAGGGAAAAUGGGAUAAAGCUGACAAGACAUUACAGGCACUCCCCGUUCUUAUCGACCAACACAAUAUCCACAAGCAUCUACAAUCCCUACAAGAAAUCGCUCAUGCGAAUAACGGGAGUAGAAUGGCUGGUUCUCAUGGCCACAAUCAAACAAUCGAGUACAUCAGAAACGAACUUGACAGUCUGGGUUACUAUGUCGAAGUUCAGAAAUUCGAAGGGAUAAUGCCAGUCAACGACCAUGCUACUCUAGUCGUGAAUGGUAACCGUUUACAUGCCGAGCCAGUCGGAUGGUCCCCUUCUGCGGCUCUAACCGAUCGUCCUCUCGUAAUUAUUGGGGAGGACGGAUGUUACGAUUAUGAUUAUCCCAUAGAAACCAUAGGGGCGAUUGUGGUGGUUAAUGGAGAAGGGUGUUCUUUCUCCGUCAAAUCUCUCGCUGCCCAGAGCUGCGGCGCAGACGCCAUUUUGAUCCACGAGGACACGCAACUCACUCCGAGUUUAGGUGGACACAAUUCCCUACAUCUCCCAUCAGCUAGGAUAUCAGAGAAGGCCUUUAACGAUAUACUGGACCAGCCUCAUCCGUUAUGGGUUGAUUUUGUUAGGAUAUCUACAAAGACGGAAUGGGAAUGUGGUGACGAUGAAAAUACGUUAAUGGUUGGGACACAUACCGAUUCGGUUGGUAAGAGCGCAGGCAUUAAUGAUAAUGCAAGCGGUAUUGCUAGUCUUCUCGAAGUCGCCGCUCGGCUCACAAAGUUCAAAACUGGAUCAAGAGUCAAGUUUGCAUUUUGGACUGCGGCCGAACCUUGCCUAUUAGGUUCGAAGCACUUCGUCUCUUCCGCUUACCCAGAAGAGCUUCGGAAAAUUCGGCUUUAUCUCGAUGUAAAUAUGCUCGGCUCGUCAAAUGGUGCACUAAAGGUUUACUCUGAAGAUUACAGCUCCGGCACAUCCUCUCCGCAUCAUGCACCCUUCGGCUCUUUAGACGCCACAUUCGCUCUACAAGAUGGGUUUGGGGUUCAGGGCGCGCAGUCAAUUGGGAUAACCAGAAUCAGCAAUCGCAGUGACUAUGCUCCAUUCUUCAACGCCGGUAUACCCUUUGCAGGCCUAUUCAGCGGUGCCAACGGACUCAAAACCCGAGAGGAAGCACAAUUGUACGGAGGCAGAGCAGGGCAUCCAUACGACGGACACUACCACCAGCCAGAAGACAAUAUAACAUACAUCAACAUGACAACUUUGCUCCUGAAUACUAAGGCCUUAGCUCACACUGUCGGAACCUACGGAAGGAGUCUUAAGGAGUUUCCUACACAGGCAAUAGACUCGGCAGCUUGGCGGCAUGCUACACCAGCAAAAUACUCGACCCUAAUAGCUCACGCAUGGAUGGCUUACGGCUUCCUUUUACACGCCUUGUAG
Annulohypoxylon maeteangense is the source of this 1419-nucleotide messenger RNA. RefSeq lists its product as uncharacterized. Gene Ontology annotation, biological process: proteolysis. NCBI's taxonomy places the organism in Eukaryota, Fungi, Ascomycota, Sordariomycetes, Xylariales, Hypoxylaceae. Gene Ontology annotation, molecular function: metalloexopeptidase activity. The record is from RefSeq and is a predicted model, not a curated record. Bases 1 to 1419 code for a protein of 472 amino acids. The transcript has 4 exons.